Pieris macdunnoughi is the source of this 3375-nucleotide messenger RNA. The record is from the annotation of a GenBank genome assembly. NCBI's taxonomy places the organism in Eukaryota, Metazoa, Arthropoda, Insecta, Lepidoptera, Pieridae.
AUGAACCACUCGAUCGCGACGAAGAUCUGCACUAACUUAUCGAAGAUCUCCAGAGGCUGCGACGACGUGCAGCGAUCCCUUGAACUGCUGGACCAGGUGCUGAGCGAGUACGACGACUCGCCUCGAUCGCUGGAGGCGCGGGGUCCUGCGCCCACGCCGCCCACGCCCGCUACGCCCGCGGACGACGAUUCGCCCCUCGCCGGACAUACGUCCGAGGACGAUGGAUACAUGAGCAUGAACGGACGCAGAGCGAAGUUCGCGCUGGGCUUUCGACCAACAGAGGAGCGCGAAGAGCCUUCGCCCCCUGACCCUCCGUCACCGCAUUCUCCACCUCCGCCAGAGGAGGCCGAGAGGAUCAUUUCAAACCUCUUACCUAAAGUGUCACCAGCAAAUUCAGCGAAACGUACAAUACCGAUAGAGCGACGCGACGAGGACAAACUUGACUCAAUUAUCAGCGUUAAUGGCAUCACCACCGCAACACAAACUACUUUCCCAAAAACAAGGCACCAAAGGCCUUAUGGUUGGGAGAAAGACACCGAAACAAACCACACUCAUUUCAAUCAAUCACCGCCAUUUAAGUUCAGUUCGCUCCAACACGGAACGAGACCGCCCCAGGAAGGCGUCAUCCCGUGGCUGCCUCCGCGUCAAGUUCCCGUCAAGUCUCCCAGCUUCGAGAACCCACCGAUCUUCCCAUUCAUGGGUUUCUCCAGCGAAUUCAACGACAAGCCGUACAAUGAGCAUCCCGUCACCAUUUAUCCGGGACCCAAUAUAUACAAAUCGCCCACGUACAAACUAUCCCCGUCCAUAAAAAUAGAGAAGAAACGAGACAGCAGGUCCGACGAAGAGAUCCUGUCUCCGAAGGGAAAGAUUCCUCCCCGAACUCUCGCCGGUUCUAUGGAGCGACAUAGAGAGGUGUGCAGAGGAUCCUCAGAGGAUAUUGAAAAGAGAGGUGAGAGAAAUGAUGAGGAGCAUUUCUCGGACGAUUCCUUGGAGUCGUUCCCGCCGCCGCCGACCACCAACACGCCUUCGAAACGCAAUUCCAUAGCAUGGGAAGUGUCCCUCGAUGGUGAUGAUACUCUACUUACACCGGGUAGUACAAAGGUUAUCGGGAGACGUAGGAGAAAAUCAGGCGACCAAUCUCACUCCAGCACAAGCUCGAUUCCUCAAAGGUUGGACGACGAUUGGGCAGAAGAGUACUGGCCCCCUCCGCCCCCUCAGUCCCAGUGCGAGAGCCAAGCGUCACCUUCCGAUGCCGAACCGGAGCUACGUCGAACCCACGACCUCUCUUGCGGCACCUACGUCAUCAGAAAAGGCAAAAACCGAAAGCAGUUACCUAGUUUCGCCAAGAGCCCCAAAGCGACCGAUCCCCCUAACCUAAUAAAAAGCCAUAGCCUCAACAGAAGCACGGACAAAUCCAUAGACGGAUCCAGCAUAUCGAUAAGCGGCUCGGGCUCCGUCGGCUCCUACAACUCCAGACCUAGCUCCGAUCUAAGUCUACCUCAGUCUAGAUAUAGUGUCGACUUAAAUUCUCGAUUGAGUCGAGAACUCAACACUCCGAACUCGAGAUAUAGCAUAGACUUAUGUACACCCAACUCUAGAAUAAGCAAAGAGAUGACGUCUCCUAAAUCUAGGCUCAGUUUGGAUCUUAACGGACAGGAUAGGUACAUGAAUCAGGAUUACUACGGACACAGUCCCAAAAGCAGAAAGACACCGGAGAAGAGAGAACCAAAAGUUCAGAACAAACUGUCGCCGCAAAAUAGAUUCACCGAUUUUAAGAAAUAUUCGUCUACUUUUGAUAAUAUACAAUCGUUGAUUAAGGAAGGGAAAGUCGAGGAGGCACCUCAGAAUGAGUGUAACGAGACGGUCGGUGAGCUCUCCACGGUACCGCCGAACAUGGUCCGUGUCAUAUCUCUACCCACACUCGGGGCGGAGUCCGAGAGCAACAGUGCCAGCAGACAGGCGCUCAUCACCACCGUGGAAGAAGAGGAAGACCAGGAAAUCGCCGAACCGGGCUCCAGCGGGGAGACAUCUCCGCUUCGGAAAAUUGAAAAUAAUAUAAGCGCUAUUCUAAGUCAAGGGCGGGACCACUUUACCCCAUACUUACCUAAAGACUGGAAUAUCCAUAAGGAUGAAUACUGUGAUGAAGUGUCUAAAGAUAUAUUAGAAAACAGUUUCCGUUAUAGUUCUAGGGAGAGGCAGAAGAGACACGAUAUACAGAAAUCUUCGAGUCACAAUGAGAUUCAGAACCAGAGGUCGAUCGAGAGAAGAGACCGAUCUUCGGGACGAAGAUCGAAUAGCAUGCAUAAGUCUACCAGUGCCAAAGACGUGCCUGUCAGUUUGAUGCGUCAGCCGUCGUCAUCAGAUUCCGCAGUUUCCAGCGGUGGAGACUUUCCACUAAAUGUGCAAAUCGUGGAACAUUCCUAUAGGCACAAUCAGCUGCCUCCGUCGCCCAAUUUGGGCCACGACAGAGGUCCUUUACCUCAAACACCAGAGUCACCCAAAUUUCCGCCUUUACCGCCCUCUCCUGUACAAGAGGUUGAUGAUGAAUACACGGAGAUAAUGCAGCCGACUGAAAGACGCCACACUCAGAAAGCGGACACAUUACCGACGCCAACACUGGAAUCGCGUAGAAGGCCUUCAGAACCGCCAGCCGUACCACCACAUAGAGAUAACACAAAUAGCCUAAAAACCAGGUCGAUGGAAACCAGCUAUAACAAGAAUAGAAGAAACAGUUCACAACAUUUCAAAAGUGGCUCAACGGAUAGAAGAACUCUACCCACAGAUACGGGAGCGAGUGGCGCCCGUCGUCGUACUUUACAGCGACAGAACCGAGACGUUUCCAGUGGUAGGGGGCAGUUGCAGACUUCCGCUAGUCUACCCGAGACGCCAGUCUUUGCUCGGGGUUGUGACGUCCCUCGCACUCCGCCUAGAAACUCAACUGGACCGCCUAGAAAUAACACUAUGAGUUCUAUGCAAACCAUAGGAAGUAGUGUGACUUUGGGUGGAUAUGGGCGUGGGUCAGUGAUGGGAGCAACGGGAGUGUGUACGGGCGCUGAUCUUCUCAGGAUGGGAGGACCUCCACGAGGCUGGUACCCACGACAGAGGCAUAGGCCCGCCUCCAUCGAGCAUCUAGACAGAAUCUCGUCAUCCAAAAUGGCAGCAGAUCACCCAAUAGCGUGGGACAAUGCUGGUGCUCGCAAACCGCUAACACUACCGCCGAAUUUAACCCCGAAAUUCUUCCAAAAGUCUCCAAGGGAAGCGCUUCGAAGAGUAACAAGCUUAUUAAUACGAAAAGGUAACAAUGGGAAAGAAAAGGAAAACACAAGAAACAAGGAAGCAACUUCUCCUGCAGCACGUUCAGCUAAUGGUUUGUGA